Megalobrama amblycephala (Wuchang bream) is the source of this 1856-nucleotide messenger RNA. It is a transcript of the gene pdap1a, whose product is annotated as pdgfa associated protein 1a. Lineage: Eukaryota; Metazoa; Chordata; Actinopteri; Cypriniformes; Xenocyprididae. Bases 245 to 721 code for a protein of 158 amino acids. The transcript is spliced from 6 exons. Gene Ontology annotation, cellular component: cytosol. The record is from RefSeq and is a predicted model, not a curated record. Gene Ontology annotation, molecular function: RNA binding.
CCAGCAUUCAAUCAUCAACAGUAAAGUCGUUGACGUCGUUCUCAGGAAGCGGUAGAAUGGUGCUUUCAGCGGUAUCAUUUUGAGUCGACGAGGUUGCGUAAUAUUUAACUUUAAAAUAGACAUUUUGUUUUAGAAGCUGACAGAACAUAUUAAAGCUAUUCAAUUCUUAAGGGUAUAUUAAAUUUUAGGACCAGAAAUAAUCUUUUUCCUUUGAGGGCUUUCAUCGUCACAGAUUGUUUCCACGAUGCCAAGAGGAGGCAGAAAGGGCCAUAAGGGCCGUGGGAAACAGUUCAGCAACCCUGAGGAGAUUGAUCGGCAAAUGAAAGCUCAGAGGGAAUUGGAGGCGAAAGAAGGGGCUGAACGUGGAAGUUCAUCAGAAUCUGAAGAGGAGAGCAGCAGUGACGAUGAACAACCUAAAAGGAAAGGUGUAGAAGGACUUAUUGAAAUCGAGAACCCGAACAGGGUCGCCCAUAAAAGCAAGAAGGUUGUGGAAAUAGAUGUCAACGCACCUAAAGAGCUCUCACGUCGAGAAAGGGAGGAGAUUGAGAAGCAGAAGGCUAAGGAGCGAUACAUGAAGCUGCAUCUAGAAGGGAAGACGGACCAGGCCAGGGCAGACCUUGCCAGGCUGGCCAUUAUCAAAAAGCAGAGGGAGGAUGCAGCAAAAAAGCGAGAAGAGCUAAGGAAAGAAAAAGAAGCAGAAGAGGCAAAGUCGAAACGCUAGCCCAAGCAUCAUCAUCACAGGACAGGGCUUUUCUGGGGAGGGAGGGAAGGGGACUAGUUGUUUAGAGGAAACAGCUCAGGGGUAUCCAUACAUGUCAUCCUUCCAUCCAUCCAAGGUUGGAGGGGUAUUUGGACAUUUAUAGGAAGUCAAAUGGGAGGUGGUAUACAGUGUUGGAGUUUGUUUGGUUAUUAAUUUUCAAAACCACCAAACUUCGCUCACUUUAUCCCUCCCGACACAUUCACUGUGCUCAGACUCUAAAGCUGCUGGAGUUUACUCUCAAACUCUACAUUUCUAUAAUGUUAUCACCUUUAGAUUAGAUUGGGAUGUUAUGGCAGAGUGAGGUUGGUCAGGUGUACUCACAUGAGCUGUGGUUUUCUGACGGGGAAGAAGCAGGUUGUAGUGUGGAACAGUCUAACACUAAAUAGACAUUUAGUCUCUAUCCAUCGAAUGAUAUCAACACGUGUACUGUCUAUAAUUUUGACCACCUUUGUGGCCUCAUUCUGUUUAAGUGCAAAACAAUGCAGCUCUAGUAAUUUUAAGGUUGUUCCUUGGUAUAAUCAGGACAUGCUUGGACAUAAUGCUGCAGGUUAGAUUCUCAUUUAUAAUGUUGAUGUUUUUAAAUACUUAAACACAAUAUAAUUCAAUCUUGGAACAAGGCGUCACUAUGAACAGGACAGUAUUAAAGUAACUGCCUCGGCACAGCUGACUGGGCUGUUGCAUGUCUCCGCUUCACCACUUCAACUUCUAUAAUGCCCCUUUACUCAGGGUUGUACAUUUCUCUUGAAGUGGGACCCUUGUUUUUGUCACAACCAGACCCACUGGUGUGUCCUCAAAAUAUUUUGAAGAGUUUUAUGCUUUAGCCCACUGCUGGGACCUGACUUGCCUUGACUGUUUAAGGAAAGCAAUAUUACCUUGAUAAUGCUGAUGGUGCAACUUUUUUUUUUUUUUUUUUUCUUUCAGCUCUUAAACACAAUUAUUUACAAAGUGUUUUAACAUUUGUAAUGCAUUCAUCAGUACAGAAAUAUGUAUUUACUUGGGGGUAUUGAUAUGAAGUCAGUAGAAUUCCUUAUUUGAACUUUGUUGUAUACAAAUAAAUGAAUUGGUAAAUGAAUAAAAAGUGUUUUCUCCUGUCAAA